Messenger RNA from Colletotrichum costaricense, 450 nucleotides. RefSeq lists its product as uncharacterized. The coding region runs from base 1 to 450 and encodes 149 amino acids. The record is from RefSeq and is a predicted model, not a curated record. The transcript has a single exon. NCBI's taxonomy places the organism in Eukaryota, Fungi, Ascomycota, Sordariomycetes, Glomerellales, Glomerellaceae.
AUGUCACUAUGCCGUCCACCUAUCACGGCAUACCAUGCUUCGAACACUCGAUUCGGAACUGCAUCAACGUCCUGCCCAACCUCUUGGUCCCUCGCGCGGUAUCUACCAUGCGAUUCUCGUUCGACCAAGGACUUGGCGUGCCACGCCUUCAACGUCUCCCGGCACCCUUCAUCCCAGUCGUUCCUCAUAUCCUCCUGGUUCGCCUCCCAGUCUAAUUCACAACUGAAAACUGUGCGUGGCAAUGACAUGGUGUAUUGCCGAUCUUCAGAUGCAGGUUGGCACGUGGAUAGAGACAUUUUUUGGGUUCACGUUUGCCCGCCAGCCAGCCACGUCAGAAGCCGUUCAUCUACGGACGUACCCGCGCAUCGAUCCAGCGGAUACUAUCGAAAACAAAAUUCCAUUACUGACUCGAUCGAAACUGCUCGGGACGUCAUCAGAGAAGUCAAAUAG